UUCGGCAAGUCACGUGUGGUGGGGUAAAGUGUGCGUGUUGCCACCUGUUCUUAAAUGGCUUGUCAGCGUGGGCAGGCGAUUACAAAGAAUAGAAAUCUAACAAAAUUGCAAGUGAAAAUGAGUCGGGCUAAUUGUGUAAUACGACAACUAAAAAAUAUGUAUGCAUGUAUGUUGAACUUCUUUCGCACCAGCACGUAGCCAACCGUGCUAAUCAGAGGUGCGGGGGAAAGUACAGCAAACUAAACACAAAAAUCAGUUCUACAGAAACGCGUUUUCAACAUAAAGUGCAUAGCUUCCAGAGGCUUCCCAAUAUCGGAAGGAAGAGCGUUCCAGAAGGCCGCAGAAGCGCGUCUGAAAGCGCGCGAUGCGGUGACCGCCGCUGUUGUUCGAUGGCGAGUAGCCAGAAGCCGCUGCUGCUGCUGCUGCUGCGAGGAUGACCGGCGUUAGCGUGACGGUGGCUUCUACUCCUUGACGAGAUCAGCGAGGUAUUGCGGUUCAUUUGUGGCAAGGUGAACGAAUAAGCAAAUCGGUUGUCCCUUAUCCUUUUAUGUGAUGUGUAAUGCUAAGGUAGCAGCCCUGCAAUUCCUCACGCUGCUGCUGCUAACAAAAGGGCCUCCACUACAGGGAUUUUAACGUGGUUUUUUUGCCACAAACAUAUUUUUUUAAAAUAAUCAAACAGGCACGUUCUGUGAUGCUUGAAUCAAUAAACAAAGAUGAUAAAGAUUAAUAAUUAUCGACGGAGCAUACAAACGAAAAGUUUGCACACAAGCAGGCAUGGUCAUCGGAGUCACCGUGUGCCCUUUCUGUUACUUAUCAAUCAUUGGGCAAACAAUGGCUCCUGUAUAAAGGAGACAACAGAUCUCCCAGCAGAGCAAGAAGUGAGCCCUAGCUGCAGGGCCUGUCAGGACGAGCGCUGCAGACGUGUGCGUGUAGACAUUGCGGUCGCCACCACGAGAGAAAUGAAGUGGUUUUGGAUCUUGUGUCUCGUGCUGCCGCUCACAGCGGCAGAAGACCUUUCUCUCGUCGGUCAACCAGAAAAUGACUACGAUACCGGGGAUGACGAUACGGCCGCCGACCCCGACAGCAAUAACACCGCCGCCGCGUUGGACGUGAGGGGAGUGAGGCCCCUGCCGAGUGGCACCAGGGUGAGGAGGCCACCGCUGCCGCCACCGGCGUCUGGCUCCGGGCGCCGUUAUGAGCCGCGACCCACCAGCGUCCCCAAGGCCGGCCAGGAGGCCCAGAAGGCGAUCCGCGACGAGGGGGGCUGCAUGCUGCCCGAGAGCGACCUGGGUGUGCUCUGCCCAACGGGCUGCGAGCUGCGCGAGGAGCUCCUCAAGCAGCGCGACCCGGUGCGCUACAAGAUCUCCAUGCUCAAGCAGAACCUCACCUACUUCAUCAAUAGCUUCGACCGCAUGGCCUCCGACUCCAACACGCUCAAGCAGAACGUGCAGACGUUGCGCAGACGCCUCAACUCUCGAAGCAGCACCCACGUGGACGCGCAGAAGGAGAUCGAGAACCGCUACAAGGAGGUGAAGAUCCGCAUCGAGUCAACGGUGGCCGGCUCGCUGCGCUCCAUGAAGUCCGUGCUGGAGCACCUGCGAGCCAAAAUGCAGCGCAUGGAGGAGGCCAUCAAGACGCAGAAGGAGCUGUGCAGCGCGCCUUGCACCGUCAACUGCCACGUGCCCGUCGUGUCCGGAAUGCACUGUGAGGACAUCUAUCGAAACGGUGGCCGCACAAGCGAAGCGUACUACAUCCAGCCGGACCUCUUCUCGAAGCCCUACAAGGUCUUCUGCGACAUGGAGAGCCACGGAGGAGGCUGGACGGUCGUCCAGAACCGAGUGGAUGGCAGCUCCAACUUCGCAAGAGACUGGAACACGUACAAGGCUGGAUUUGGAAACAUUGCCUUCGAUAACGGGAAGUCCAUCUGCAACAUUCCAGGCGAGUACUGGCUGGGCACGGAGACCGUUCACCAGCUGACUAAGCAGCACACGCAGCAGGUGCUGUUCGACAUGAGCGACUGGGAGGGCAGCAGCGUGUACGCUCAGUACGCCAGCUUCCGGCUGGAGAACGAGGCGCAGGGCUACCGCCUCUGGGUGGAGGAUUACAGCGGGAACGCGGGCAACGCGCUGCUGGAAGGAGCCACGCAGCUCAUGGGCGACAACCGCACCAUGACCAUCCACAACGGCAUGCAGUUCAGCACGUUCGACCGAGACAAUGACAACUGGAACCCCGGCGAUCCAACCAAGCACUGCUCGCGCGAGGACGCUGGUGGUUGGUGGUACAAUCGCUGCCAUGCGGCCAAUCCCAACGGCCGCUACUACUGGGGCGGCAUCUACACCAAGGAGCAGGCGGACUACGGCACGGACGACGGCGUCGUGUGGAUGAACUGGAAGGGCUCCUGGUAUUCUAUGCGCCAAAUGGCCAUGAAGCUUCGACCCAAGUGGCCCUAGCCGUUUUUCUGUCAAUUAAAAAAAAUACUCUCAAGAGCCCUUUCGAUGCGUUGACAGGUUGUUCCACGUCUUUGUCGGCAUGACCCCAAAAAACAUCGGAGAACCAUACAGCACAACCUUGAAAACCUACGUAGAAGCAUGCUUUCAUAAGGCCCCACGAAAUUUGCAUGGGAUUCUUUUUUUAAAAAUCAGUUCGAACUUCCAUCAGAAUUAUUGUGUUCUUUGAUAGGGUACAGGACCGUUCUGGUUUGCUGCAGGGUUUUGGAGUUGUAGAAACUGAAUGCAUAGAAUUAUAUUGUGGGAUAUGAUUAAAAUGUGGCCGUCAAUGAGAUACUGAGUAUGUCAAUUUGAUGUGACAAGUGAGGAAGCUGUCCACAAUUAUGUAGGCUAAAACAAAGAGUGCAGUGAGUAAAACUAACAAUCAUGCCUUGUUUCCCACAGAGCCAUCUCUGUUGCAUUUUGAAUUCCUAUUAAAAAUAACGCUUACAUCAAAAGUUAAAAUAAAUCAAUACAAAAGGGCUUUGUUUGGAGUUGUACUGUCAGCGCCUUGAAAAAUAAUGCAUUUUAAAUUAAGUGUUAAAAGAAAGCCAGUGCAUUUCUGUUCUAUUUGACCUAUUUCCAAGGGAGGUUCCCCCCCCCCCUCCCCCAGAACAAUGUCUUAACUUUAUCAAAAAAACAAUGAAAAUAAAAAAUAAAAAGUUGAAGGUAUUUUCUUCCAUGGCUGUAUACAUUGACUGAGGCUGUUUGAAAUUAAUGAGAGUGACUUCAAACACCAAUAAAAAAUGAGCACUUGUUUAUGCUCCAUAAGCUUA
This is a messenger RNA of Petromyzon marinus (sea lamprey), 3262 nucleotides long. RefSeq names its product fibrinogen beta chain (gene FGB). Lineage: Eukaryota; Metazoa; Chordata; Hyperoartia; Petromyzontiformes; Petromyzontidae. The record is from RefSeq and is a predicted model, not a curated record. Gene Ontology annotation, cellular component: fibrinogen complex. Gene Ontology annotation, molecular function: extracellular matrix structural constituent; signaling receptor binding; protein-macromolecule adaptor activity. Gene Ontology annotation, biological process: fibrinolysis; protein polymerization; blood coagulation, common pathway.